Molecule: messenger RNA, 1048 nt
Organism: Triticum urartu
Lineage: Eukaryota; Viridiplantae; Streptophyta; Magnoliopsida; Poales; Poaceae
Source: RefSeq, a predicted model, not a curated record
AGACCAUUCACAACUCAACAUGCCACUGGAUGAUCUCCAACCACUCCGGGUGCGAGACAUGGUCUUCUCAAACACAACUCCACAUGAAACAAUCUCCACCAGUCUAGAACGCAUCGUGGAAUCAGUAAGGUGUUCUUCUGGUGUCAUCUUCAGCACAUUCUAUGACCUCGAAGAUGCUGAGCUCCAAAAGGUCAGUGAUAGCAUGGGUGUCCCAGUGUACGCGAUUGGUCCGCUUCACAAGAUAUCUUCAGGUACCCAGAGCAGCCUGCUGGCUCCAGAUCGAACUUGUUUGGACUGGCUGGACAAGCAGGAGGAAGAGUCUGUUUUGUUCGUGAGCUUUGGGAGCUUGGCGUCGAUGGACCAGGAAGAGCUAAUGGAGACUGCAUUGGGCUUGGCCAAUAGCCGCAUUCCAUUUCUUUGGGUGAUCAGGCAUGACUUGCUUCAUGGUUUGGAGAAGGUAGGCCUACCUGAUGGCUUUGAGGUAGAGACACAAGGUAGGGGAAUGGUGGUGAGCUGGGCCCCACAACAAGAAGUUCUUGGGCACCAGGCGGUUGGUGGAUUUUGGACCCAUAAUGGCUGGAACUCGACGUUGGAGAGCAUAAGUGAGGGUGUUCCAAUGCUAUGUAGACCCCAUUUCGCCGACCAGAUGAUAAAUGCAAGGUAUGUCCAGGAGGUGUGGAAGAUAGGAUUUGAGUUAGAAGGCAAGUUGGAGAGGGGGGAGAUCGAGAGGAAUGUUCGAAACUUAUUGUGCCAAGAAGAAGGUGCGGAAAUGAGGCGAAGGGCAAAAGAUCUGAAGGACAAAGCAAUCCGAUGCAUCAAGAAAGGAGGCUCUUCGCAAACUAGAAUUGAUUUGUUGGUGAAUUUUAUAACGUCGCUACCUUCUUCCAUUUAGAAGAGAUAUGUUUCCUAUUUUCAUGUGGAUUCGGUCUUCAAACUUAGAAUGUCGUGAUAGUGGGCUUGUUUUGCAUAUGAGCGAAGGCUUACAUACUGCUUAAUACAUUUCUGCCAACUUCUACACAAUUCUUUUUCUAUGGAAACUUUUGCAUAA